This is a messenger RNA of Hemicordylus capensis (graceful crag lizard), 9598 nucleotides long. It is a transcript of the gene CRYBG3, whose product is annotated as crystallin beta-gamma domain containing 3. NCBI's taxonomy places the organism in Eukaryota, Metazoa, Chordata, Lepidosauria, Squamata, Cordylidae. Gene Ontology annotation, biological process: lens development in camera-type eye; visual perception. The transcript has 22 exons. Gene Ontology annotation, molecular function: structural constituent of eye lens. The record is from RefSeq and is a predicted model, not a curated record. The coding region runs from base 1 to 7587 and encodes 2528 amino acids.
AUGUCCGGCGGGAGUAGCCGGAGGAGAACCGGCGCUUCCUGGCACAGCAGCUUCUCCCGACUCUUUACUAGGAGCCCAUCCAAGGAGCAGCAAGAAGGGGCUAAAGCAGCCCAGCAGCAGCAGCAGCAGCAGGGAGCACGCAGCUUUGAAGCUAAGGAAGAUGUCAGCAUAGUAUGUCAGAGAAAAGACAGCAACCCUCUUCCAGAGCUAUUAAAGAUUUCAGUCUGUGAAAAUAAGAACCUCUCAACAGAGGAGCUGAGUAGGUCCACCACUCAGGAGGAAUUAAAGAAAGCGAAUAGUCUUCCUAGUUUGGCUCAUGAGGGCAAGUCUGCCAACAAUGACAGACAGAUCAAGGAAGGAUUUUUCCAGUAUCUUGGGAGUUUAUUUGGUAUUGCUUCAAAAUCAUCCUGGAAAGAAACUGAGCAGUCAUCUCUUAGACAGAGAACUGGGAACGACUUUGCAAGUCCUGCUAGUCACCAUGAAAGUGGACACAUUGAGCCUCCCGUACCAGAAAUAUUUGUCAUUUCAACUCCUGGAAGUACACAGGGAGAAUCAAAUAAAGAUGAAGAGACUAACGUAGUUAAAAGUUCCACUUCUGGCUCACAAGAAGCACAGGAACAACCUGUUGGAGCAUCAGCAAAAACAGAAUGUGAGCUGGUUGCACCCGCAGUUACUUAUGCAACUUACCGAGGCUCUGCAAGAAUUAAGCAGUUGAUCAAGAAGCAAGCAGAACUGGAACAAGCAAAAGAAAUUCCAACCAGUAUUAAUGGUCCUAAUGUCAAAAACAAAAAAAAUCAGACUGAAACCCUUCCAAACUUAGAAAGUAUUGCAAUAAAAAGAGGAUCCUCAUUAAAGAGGAAUUCAAAACCUGAAACUAAUAAUGACAAAAAAGAUACACAAGCAAACAUCUAUUUGGCAGAAAGAGACUUGGAAAAGAAUUAUCAGGAUGUCUUGGGUAGCACUGAACACAAGGAUCUGAAGAACAACAUUACCUUGUUGACAGAUAUGGAAAUCAUCAAAAAUUGCAUUGAAGAACUAGUUUCUGUGAAACAUGUAUCAGUUUCCAACACACCAGAAGUUAAUAGGAACCUUCUGUUAGAGCCAGUAUUAUUGCCAAAGGAAAGCAAUUCUAGUUCCCAGAAUAUAGAUCCUGUUAGAAUGGGUUCAGCAGAUAGCAGAUUGGUUGAAAAGGGAGAGGAGAUGUUAGGGGAAAUACAAAUGCAGCUUCAGACAAACAAUGCUACCAUUGUUGGCCUUCAAAAAGAAAUGCAUUUUUGUGCUUUUUCUAACACAGAAACAAAAGAGAUAAUGCAUAGUGAGUUUUUAUCUCAUCCCAAAGCGGAGUCUGGUAUUAAUGAGCAGCAGUUGCUACAAGAUAAAUGUUCCUGUGAUCAUUGGUCUGAGGACAAGUUCCAAAUAAAAACAGGCGGCCAGACAGCAUAUUUGAAUAGCACUGUGGGGACUGUGCAGCCAGGUAGAAAUAAAGUAAGCAGAAAUGAAGAUUCAGACACACACACGGUGACAUGUGUACCUCCUUAUGAAGAAGUGCUGUUGGAUGUGGAACACAGCAAAGCCAGUAAAGUGAUAUCAAGAGCUGAUCUGCCUACUUCAGCCCAAUUCACAGAAACUGUUCAAGAUGUUGACAUACUCUGUGAAAGUAGUCCAAAAAAUGAAGACGUCACAGAGUUAGUGGUACCUAGAGGUAUACAAAACAGUCCUAAUUGCACCACGAUUUCUGAAAUUGGUACUAAGAAAUGUAUCAUGGAGAACAGCACUGUGCCUUCAAUUGAAGUUGACUAUGUUGAAACGACAAAAGCUUUACCUGAUGCUACCGAAAUAAAGAGUGCCAGUACUACUACGUCAUCAGUUAAAUAUGAAAAUGCGAAGUCCCACUUGAUAUGUGCUUCCUUAGAAACUGAAUAUGCCAGCACUGACAAAGCACCACCUGUGGAUGGUAUUUCUUUUAUCCUUGAAGCUAAAGAUGGCAGCUGCCUUCAUCAUACCCAUACAGAUCAGGAUGAGAGUCUGGUCAAAACAUCCAAUUUCGAUAUUUCUCUUCCUCUCCUUGAAAACAAAAAUCCUCUUGAAUUGGAAAAAACAAAGCUUAUAAACAACACAGAAUCUGCCACAAUGGCCAAACAUAUUCCUUCACUUCUUAAAAAUACAGAAACCUUUAUGGCUAAGAGUCCAGUUGUAUCUGCAGAAAAUAAUGAUCUGUUAGUCCAUGAAAUGAGAAAUCACUCUGAAGAGAAGACAGCUCUGGCUUCUUUUGAAAUUAAAGAGGUCAGCACAAUUACUCUAGCUCCUCCUACUUCUCCUUCUGAAGAUGAGUGCUUGCCCAAGGGUUCCCCUCCUGCUGUGAAACCAGACAAUAACUGUUCUGCAAUUCUUUCUUCUUCAGUAUUUGCUUUGGCCAAUAAUUCUUUCGUCUUUGAAGAUAAUAUCAGUUUGGAUAAUAUGACUAAACUAGUGCCUAAUUCUGAAGAUGAGAGUCUGUUGGAUAUACCAGGUUUGUUGUCUGAUAAACAGGAAGCCACUAACCGAGCUGGGAGAUCCAUAAGUGUAAUUGCUUCUGCAGGGGCUGAUUAUAUCAAAAUAUGUUCCUCUGUCUCUACAUGUGAAAAUAUGCAAGCUGUAAAAAAGAAAGAGGUCUUUGGACAUUGGGAUCCUCUUUCUGCUGCUGAUUUUGGGAGUGUGGAUUCUGAAUCUUUCCUGGAAUCUGGAGAAGUCCUUGAAAUUAAGGUUCCCUCUGGCCCUCCUGAAAUGGCUAAUAUUAGGACUGGGACUUUGCCAUGCUCUGAAGAAACGAAAGAUACAGCUCUGUCAUGUUCCAUGCGCUCUGGGAUCAGCCUGGUAAAAGAGAAUCUUCCUUUUCCUACAGUAGACUGUGUAUUCACUUGCAAGCCUGUUUCCCCUACUACUGCUUGCUCUAAAAUUACUGCAAAAUGUUCUCCUGUCUGUGAAAUAAUAGAUGUUGCCUUGAAUAACAUUGAUUCGCUUCCUUUUAAUUCUGAAGUUAACAAGGGCAAGAUUUCACCAGAAUAUGAAUCCAGUAGGCCGCUCUUUGGAUCAAUAUCUGAAACUGUUUGUCAAGCUCCGUUUUUGACCCCAGUUGCCUAUAAUGUGGAAGAUAUAGAACCAGUAAAGAUGGUACUUGACGUGGCCCUCACUGCAGAGGAGGAAAAGGAACACAGCAGUGCCUUGGGGCAAGCAAAUCGUCACUACCUUGCUGCUGCUACUUCAGAAACCCCUGUUGAAAUAGAUGCUCAAGCAAUUACUGCUUUGUUUACAAAAUCAAGCAGCCAGUUUUCUGAGGAAGCACUGAAAGAUGUUGAAACAGGAAAGCAAGUACAAAUUAAAUCCCAAGUCUUAACUGUUUUGUUUAAAAAGGCUGAUGAAAUAGUUGAUGCAGUUCUGCACUUAGCCACAGAAGAAAUAAGAUCAAAGCAAGCAGCUGGUGUCUGCCAGACUAAUAACAUUAAGGACAGUUUAUUAGGAACCAGCCUUCAAAAAGAUCAGAAAACUCAAAAGAUGCUGCCUGAAUCAAAAGAAAUCCAGUUAAGGAACUCAUCAUUAAAACAUUAUAGUGAGAGUUGUAUUGGAAAGCUUCCUAAAAGUAAAAGGAAAGAUAUAGUUGGCACAGAUAAUCAAGAUGAAAAGAUACAGUUUGACAUUGUGGAUAAAAUUGACCUAGAUAGUUCAAUAGCACUAAAAGCUAAAGAAAUAAUUGAUGAUGUUAUUAAUGCAGCCAAGCAAAAACUGGCAUGUGAUCAACAGGAGGAACAUCUGGGUAAGGACCUUUCUCAAAGUAUGGCCCUCGGAUCUAAGACUGAAGCAUCAGAGAGACUGACGGCUGAUGGUGAAUUGACAGCUAAACUUCCCAAAAUAAUAGAGGCACCCUUGCAUUUAAAUCCAUUAUCCCAGGCAGUUACACACAAUGUAAUGUGCAAGCAUGAAGUAACAAAUUCCUCAUCACCCUUGUAUGUUAAUAGUAAAGAUGACAGUGGUGGGGUACCAAAUGUGCUUGCAUACCAAAUUAGAGGUGAAUUGUCUGAUUCCAGAGAUAGGAUAGAAACCAGUACUGCUGAAAUAGGUAAUGGCAAAAACAGUAAAGGUAUCAGUGAAACUACACAUGUGGCAGAUGAUGCUGACAGUACAACUAAAUAUCAUUUAUAUGCAGUAAAUGGAGAGGCUGUUAUGACUGAAGAACAAUUACCAUCAUGCCCAACUGUGCCAGCAAAUGUGCCAUCCUUUAACUCAAAUGUUAAUGUGCAUAUCUGUCUUUCUAGCAAGUCUAAAGGUGAAUGUGAUAUUUUAGGUAAACUUGGAAGUAGUGUAGGGAGAGAGCUGCCUCAAUGCAUCUGCAAAGAGGUUGAGGUUGCUGCAGUGGUAACAGAGGAACCGCAUGAAAAGUGUUAUGAAAUAGACAGUGAAAUGGGCUAUGACAAAAUGAAGGAAGCUUGUGCAAUACCACAGGAUACAAAUGGAUUGAGUCCCCAGUUCAGUAUUUCUGAAUCCUCUGUAAUGAACAAUUCAGCAAAGAUCGACUUGAACGCAGAUUUUGCCUGUGAAGAAGCAGCCCUCACUCGACCAGGUUUAGCUAUGUCAGAUGUGCUCAAGGAAAAUUACUUAGAAAAUCUUGAUGGAGAGAACUCCCCAAAGUGGUUUGCUGCUUCUCCACCAAAGGAAUGGGGAUGUAAUUCUUCAUUUACUAUUUUGUAUGAAGGCGCUCUUCAAGACGAAAGCUUUACCUUUUCAACAGAAAAACCAGAGCAUCCCUUUUCACCGCUUCCUGACCUUUCCCCGGACAAUAUCCAGCAUCUUCUGGUGUGUGAAACGGCCAAAAGCAAAUUUGCGUCUGUCCAGCCUUAUGAAGAAAGCAGCCAAUUAAAUGAGAUUCUGGACAACACUUGUUCAGAAUCAUUUAUGGCAGUGGAGGCAAAGCGAUGCAGAGUUUAUCCCUUCUCUUUAUCGCCAAUAUAUGAAGAUGAUAGCUCACAAGAGGACUUACUGUCCACUGAUGUCUCACCAGGGUGUCCUAGUGAAAAAUCAAGAGAUGGCAGUAACUAUUCCUUGUCUGUCUUAUCACUUCUGCAGUCAGUGUCUGAACGGUUAAAAACUAAUAACCACUGCUGUGAAGAGGAAGAGGAACUUGCAGAAGAAGACAGAUUGGAGUAUGAAAAAGAAGUGUGCAUUCCCAGUCACUUGUUGGAAAAUUCAAGCACUGAAAUCUCAGAAAACAUUCAUGAGAGAAAUUGGCUUUCCAGACACUCAAAAAUUUUUUCCAGUGAAGCAUGUAGCUCAGAAAAGGCCUUAUCUUUUAGUUCCAUACAGUCAGCUUCGUCUGAUCCAAGUCUGACCCUAGUCACAAAGCCCUUUUCCAAAAGUUUAUACUAUGACUAUUUGCAAAGUGCAAGAAGUUACUCUGGUGAUAAGGGAACCAGAUUUGGAAGCCAUUUGUUGCCAAGAGAUCAGCAGCCAGAAGAUGAUGAUUUGCAACAAUUGUCAGCAUUUCAAGUGCAUCCUCUUGAUAAGGAUAGAUUCAAAUGGAAUCCUAGGCCAGGAAAAAUGGUUAUUUCUGAUGAUCCUGGCAACAAAAAUAAACAUGAGAUUUACCAUGAUGUGCUAGAUGCUACAGCCUGGGUGUUUGCAAAAGCAGCAUUGAUCCGAGUUGUUAGAGGAUGCUGGAUUCUGUAUGAGAAACCAAACUUGCAAGGUCAGAAAUAUGCUCUAGAAGAAGGAGAAAAGGUGCUGAAUAAUAUCUGGAAUCCACACAGUGAGAAACAUCAAGAAAACUUCACUAUUGGUUCAAUUAGACAAGUUGAGAAGAAUUGUAGCAUUCCUGAGAUUGAACUUUACCCACAAGCUGGCACUGAUCAAUUUCCUAUCUACACUCAGAGUUCAGUUGCUAAUUUGGAAGAACUGGGAGUCCAGAAUCCUACUCUUUCCGUGAAAGCAGGCAUAUGGCUUGCCUAUUCAGAUGUUAAUUACAAAGGAGAGGUGAUGGUUUUGGAAGAAAAUCACAGCCCAGGUGAAAUUUCAGCAGCUGAUGUAAAAUCCUUUCGUCCAUUGAAAAUGGGUGGCCUAAAGGUACAGAUGCCUAUGAAUAUUAAGUUGAUGAUAUAUGAGAAACCACACUUUGGAGGAUGGUGUAAAGAACUUUCUGAAAAUGUUGACUGUGUUCCAACACUCUUCAGAAAUGCUGAUGAUUUCCAGGGAAUUGGAUCAGUACAUGUCAUUGGUGGAAUAUGGGUUGCUUAUGAGAAAGAACGAUAUAAAGGCCAACAAUACCUGCUAGAGGAAGGAGAGUAUGAAGAUUGGCAAUCAUGGGGUGGAGUGAACAGUAUCCUGCUGUCUUUUCGAUUUCUGCAGGCUGACUUUAUGGAAUCUAAAAUCACGCUUUUUGAAAUGGAUGAGGAAAAUGGAAAGUUGCUGGAGAUUGUCAAUCAAGAAAUUCCUGAUUUGGAACAGGCUGGAUUUGGUUUAGUGACAAGAUCAGUUAGUGUGAAGUGUGGGGUAUGGGUUGCCUAUGAGCAGAAGUACUUUUGUGGAGAACAAUAUAUAUUGGAGAAAGGAAAAUAUAAAUGUUUUUUUGAUUGGGGAGGAUCCAGUGAAACGAUCAUGUCAAUCCGUCCCAUUAAGUUGGAGCCAUUGGGAAAUCAUGAACCCACACACUGGCUUAAAGCUUUCAGUAAAACACAUUUCCAGGGCAAAUGUAUAGACUUUACAACUGAAGUUGCUGAAUUUACAUCAUUCACACCCUGCUCUUUUAAAGUUCUACGGGGAUGUUGGCUACUACAUUACCAGGGAGAAACUGCAGAUAAUCAGUGUGUGCUGGAAGAAGACCUCUACACUGACCUUGCUUCCUGUGGCUGUCCAGCAGCCACAGUCAAGUCCCUUAAGCCUAUUGAAUAUGUUUUUGCUGAGCCAUUCAUCAGCCUUUUUGCUUUGGACAAUUGUGAAGGCAGAGAGCUGCACUUGCAAGAAGCUUCCAGUUCAGUUCUAAAUAAGGAUCUGCACUUUCUUACCCAGUCUGUAUGGGUGAGAAGUGGAUUGUGGAUUGCAUAUGAAGGAAGUAAUUUCUUAGGGAAACAACUUCUUCUCAAACCCAGCAGGAUUUCAAACUGGACUCAAUUAAGUGGCUGGAAAGUAAUUGGCUCCAUUCGACCUGUAAAGCAGCCAGCAGUAUACUUCAGAAUAAAGAACAGAUCCCAAGACAAAUACAUAACAGUUGCAGGAAAUCUAAUGGAUGCAAGAGCUGCAUCUGUAUGUCUUGCCCCAUUAAAUGGCAAGAAUACUCAGAUCUGGCGGUACAAUUGUGGACUCAUCAAAUCCAAGGUUAAUGAUGCUUGUCUCGAUGUUAUUGGCGGCAGAGAUGCACCAGGAGCUAAAGUAGCAUUAUGGGUAGAACAUGGGAAGCCAAGACAGAAGUGGACGCUCAACAAGGAUGGGACCAUCAAUUCAUAUCUCAGUGAUCAGCUUGUUCUGGAUAUUAAAGGAGGAUAUUAUUAUGACAGAAACUACAUUAUUGUGAACCAGCGAGAGACCAGUGAAUACACACAAAGAUGGGACUUUGAAAUAUUGUGAACUCAACUCACCACUUUAAAGACACUUAAAAAUAUGAACCAAUGUGGGCUGAAAACUCUGAACUAACUACUGAAGUUGCAUAGCACUGGAGUGUAUUAUAGAAUCUGCCAGACUUUGCCAUCUUAUUUGGCACAAUGUGUUUAAAUACAUUAAGUAUUUAAAUAGGCAGUGGAAAAUCAAUCCUGUGUUUUCUAGUACUUUGCUAAAUUAGAGCAGUGGAGUAAUCAGUACAAUGUCUUAUUAGCCAGUAUCCAAUAUGAGAUGUUACAGUGUUGACUCUCUGCUUAUUAAUGGUGUGUUCCUGUAAAUUUUUCUAGUACACCAAUUUUCUCAGUAUUUAAGAGCUAGUGAGGACAGCUUGAAAUACUUCGAGCUGAGAGGUUUUUCCUAUCCUUCCGUCUGCAGUUCUUAAAAACUGUACAUGGAAGCUUAAUCAAUUAUUGCACUACAUUAAGUCUAGAUAUCUCACACUUUUGGAAAUUCAAGUGGUUUGCCUCAGGUAAGUUUUUAUCAUUGUGCAUCACACUCACCAUGUUUUCGGUAUCAGAACUAUUAAGCUAUGCAAGGUAGUCUCAAACAUUGUAAAAAAAAUGGUUGCAGUUUUUAUGAUUUUUUUUUUAUAGUAUAUGCAAAAGCCAUUCAUACUUUCAAGAACUCCAGUAGAAGUUAGUGAGACUUGGUCCAUCUCCUCUUCCACCUUCAGUGAUUAUAGGCAUUGCAGGCACCAUUUAAAACACUAAUUUACUGUAUAAUUUUAACACCAUAACAAAGAGGUGUGCUUCUUGUAGCUGUUUGCCCCAGUCCAAAGCACCAUGGGUAGAGCAGUCAAGUCUGCAUAGGUGGAUCUCUUUUUAAAAGUUCAAGAUUCCACUACCAUCUGUUUUGGCAGGUAAAACUGAAUCCAGCCCCCUUCUUGCAAGCAGCAUAAUUAAUGGUGUACUGUGCAACAAUAUUGGAAAUAAUGGCUGCCAAUUGCAGAGUUUUGUCUGAGAUUCUUGCAUUUAGUGCAGUAGUGUUGCACAACUGCGUAAAUGUUACAUUGCAAUGUGCAUGUAACAUUGCAUAAUAUGUUAGCCAGUUUUUUUAAAAAGGUGUUUCAUACGUGCAUCAACAGCUGUAGUAUUGGAAAUGGCAAUCUCAUGCUCAGGGCCUCUUUGCACGAGCAGUUCCCUAUCCACUGAGGAUAUGCACCCAGAAGUUGGACUGUGUAGUGCCCCAAGUUGGAUCAUGGAAGUUAUGUCCAUUUUCAUAAAAAGUAUGCAAUUUCAGAAAUGAAUGAGAGAGGUUAACAAGCUAAAACCAAAAAGAUUCAAGACUAGAUUUAUCACUUUCUACAGCUGUACAGGUUUCUUUUGCUCAAAAGUCAAAGAAGAUAAAGCUGCAAACUACCACCAGGAAAGAGCAGAAACUUGGGAAAUCUCUAUUUUUAUAUGAAGAUAUGGCAUUUUUAAUAAAUAAAUCUACCGAAGAGCUUGGUCCAUAACUCAGCUGCACCACACAGGCAGCCACAAACCAGGUAAUCCUAGGCAUGUGAAUUCUGGAAAUAUAGAUUCCCACAUGUCAAGCAUGCAAUAACUACAGCCAUUGUUUGUAAUCGAUAAGGCACCCAAAGCUUGUGGGUACUACCCGCAAGCUUUGUAAUAGCUCCUAUCAGUUACAGCAGUAUCAUGCAGUUGCACAGUCCGUGAACUUUGCAGAUUCCAGAGCAUAGGUACAACUAGACUUUCUAGAGCUAAGGCGAUCCUGUGAGAUGCAGCACUGCAGAGAUAUGUGACUUGUACCCUAAUUGCACUUUAGAAUGUAAAAUAAAUUGAUAAUGUAUUUACUUUUGCAUUUGUAACUUUUUAAUGUAACUAGAAUCUUCAAAAAUUUUCAUCUGAAGCACUUGUUUGAAAAGACAGGUCUCUUUCUGUAUUAUAAAGUAACAAAUGUCUUUUCAAUAUGUUAAUAAUCCAGCUCUUUUAAAAUGUGUGCUUUCAAGCCUAAGUACAAUACAGUCAACCUCAAAUAA